GUGAAGCGUCGUAAUGUUAAUUCUAACAGUGUUGGUUGUAAAAUUUUUGACUGGCAUAGCAGCAUUUGCCUUCUUCAAAUGGAAAUUCACUUACUGGAAACGUAAAAACAUGCCUUUUAUCCAGCCACAGUUCCCCUUCGGAAACGUACCGAAUCCUUUCACGGUAAAACAAGCACCCGGAUUAAUAUUUACUCAACUGUAUAAAGAGAUGAAGAGAAAGGGAUGGCCACAUGGAGGAAUUUAUGUCUUCACGAAACCUCUAUAUCUGCUGGUUGAUCCAGAUUGCAUCAAAACUAUUAUGACAAAAGAUUUUGAAUAUUUCAACAGUCGCGGAAUUUACUACAACGAAAAAGACGAUCCUGUAAGUGCUCAUGUUCUUCAUGUAGGUGGUACCAAAUGGAAGACACUUCGAUCUAAACUAAAUCCCACUUUUACCGCUAGUAAAGUGAAAAUAUUUUUCCCAAUUAUGGUAAAUCGUGCAGAAAAGUUGUUGAAAAAGCUAUGGGCGGUCUAUCACCAGAGUGCAACUUUAGAUUCCUAUAACACUAUGUCGUGUUUCACGAUUGAUAUUUUAGGAUCGUGUGCUUUUGGUCUUGAUUGUAAGGCACUCGAAGACGACAGCUCGGUGUUCACAAAAAGUAUAAUGAAGUGUGUGGAGCUAUCAAAAUUACGAGUACUGACGAUCCUUAUGGCUUCAGUAUUUCCAAAAGCUGCGAGAAAUUUUAAAGUUAGACACUAUCCUAAAGAUAUAGGUGAUUUUUUUAUAAAUUUCGUAACAAACGUCGUUAAACAAAGACAAGAAAACGUCUGCACUCGUCAAGAUUUCAUGCAACAGUUAAUCGAUUUGAAAAAUCACAAUGCAGAAACGCUAAGCACAGAAGAAAUGGCCGCUCAGUGUUUAAUAUUCUUUUUAGCGGGAUUUGAAACUUCAAGUAUUACCAUGACAUUUGCUCUUUAUGAAUUAUCAAAACAACAAAAAUUUCAAGACAGAGUGCGACAAGAAAUCACUCAAGUUCUUGCUGAAUAUAAUAAUGAAAUUAGCUACGAAAUGAUUACGGAUUUAAAAUAUCUGAACCAAGUAAUCGAUGAAACUUUUAGAAAGUAUCCAGCGGUGCUCUACCUAACAAGGAAAUGCAGUAAAACUUAUUGUGAGCCUAAUAAAAAUAUCGUUAUAGAGAAGGGAACGCUCGUUUUAAUACCUUUGCAUGGAAUACAUCAUGAUGAGGAGUAUUAUCCUGAACCGGAAAAAUUUGAUCCUGAGCGCUUUAACGACACCAAUAAAAAAGCUAGACAUCAUUAUAAGCAUCUUCCUUUCGGUGCAGGGCCGAGAAUGUGUAUAGGCCAACGUCUCGCUUUGUUGCAAGUAAAACUGGGUUUAUUUAUGAUGUUGAGAAAUUUCAAAUUUUCACUUAAUGAAAGAACGGAGGAACCUGUAAAACUUACUAUGAACUCUACCAUAGUCAAACCAGAGGGCGAAAUAUGGCUAGAUAUUUGUCCAGCAUAAGACAAUAUUUGAAUAUUUUCGUAAUAAUCAUGUGAGAGAGAAAUGAUAGAAAGAUAGAAAAUAUAAAUAAAAAAAAAUUAUCCUAUAAUAAAGAUGUAGCGGAGACACAUAUA
Messenger RNA from Zophobas morio, 1617 nucleotides. Its product is annotated as cytochrome P450 6A1-like. The transcript is spliced from 3 exons. The record is from RefSeq and is a predicted model, not a curated record. Gene Ontology annotation, molecular function: heme binding; iron ion binding; monooxygenase activity. Lineage: Eukaryota; Metazoa; Arthropoda; Insecta; Coleoptera; Tenebrionidae. Bases 14 to 1504 code for a protein of 496 amino acids.